Molecule: messenger RNA, 1586 nt
Organism: Parasteatoda tepidariorum (common house spider)
Lineage: Eukaryota; Metazoa; Arthropoda; Arachnida; Araneae; Theridiidae
Source: RefSeq, a predicted model, not a curated record
AUGAGGCGGAGUGGAGUCGACAGCUUAGAAAGCUGGGUGGUGGCAGCAGCAAGUAGUGCAGUAUUCUUGUUUUCAACAUGGCCGAUGAGGUUAGGAGGACAACUUUUUGUUUCGAUGCUUGACCAUUUUGAAACGAACAGGAAGAAUGCCGCUUUUCCAUUUGCUCUGGCAUACUUAAUGAGAAGCGUUUCAGGUGUAGGAUUUGGAUGGGCCACUGCUACUCUUCCUGAAAUCAUUAAUCAACAUUUCAUCAAACACAGAGCAAAAGCCAUUGGACUGAUGUUUGGAGGAAGUGGUUUAGGAGCAUUCGCUACUCCUCCGUUCUUAGCAUAUAUUUUGGCAACUUUCGGCAUGUCUGGAACAUUUUUGAUUACGUCUGCAAUUCUUUUACAUGGUGUGCCAGUUUCAAUGUUACUAACAAAACCGAGACUCAAUACGAGUACACUAAACUCAAGGGGCAAAAAGAGUUCUGAUCUUGCUGGUGAAUCAACACAUCCAAUCAAAUCUAUCAAUUCUAUUAAAUCAGAUAAAAGUGAACCAGACUCCAAACUGGCUGCAACAACAGACUUAAUUUUAAACGAAAGUAAUCAUUGCAUGAAUUUGGAGAAUAAAAGCAUUCUGAGUCCACGUCUAAGUUCGAGCAUUUCUCAUGAUGACCUGUCGAAAGUAAACAGGCUAUCAAUGCAAAAAUUGGAGCAUUACAAUUUAGAAAUGAUUUAUCAAAAAGAGUUUAGAGAUCAAAAUCGAACUUCAGAUUUUCUCAAUAAGCGUGCAUCAAUUGAAUCAAAAGUAAAAGUAUAUUCUGUUGAUCAAUCAUCCAAAAAAAAUUCACGCUCUUCCGUAAAUGUUCUAUGGAACCCAACUUUCUUGCUUAUUGCAACAGUUACUAGUGCUCAUUUUUACGUGCAAUACAUGUACUGGACGAUUAUUGUAGAUAUUGGACGCGAUAAAGGCUCCGAAAAACAUCAAGAAAUAUAUCUUGUGAUGGCUCUUUCGCUAUUUGACAUGCUCGGACGUUUAUCUCUGGGUUUUAUCACUGACAGUGGCUUCAUUAGCAGCAUUAAUUUCUGUGCCUUUUGUUUUGCUUGCAUGGGACUGCUCUGCUUGGCCAUGGUUUUUGUGUCAGAUUUUCAAGCAACUCUGGUUGUCACGUCUAUUUUGGGUGCAACAAUUGGAGGUAAUACCACUGGACUUCCAGGCAUCGUCACAGCAUUCUUCGAAAAGGAAAAAAGAUCGAUGGCCAUGGCUUCUAGGCUAAUCAUGUACGCACCCAUGAGUUUCACCAUGUCUCCAUUAAUAGGUUAUUUCAGAGGCACUUUAGGAUCUUACGAUGGACUCCUAUAUGUUUUGAUGUCAUUGUGUACCCUUUGCGUCUUCCUACUUUUGAUGCUGUCCAAAUCACCAAAUACAAAGAUAACAGUUGAGAGUAAUUCAUAAAGUAAAUCUAUUUUUUUGGGUGAUAAAAUUGAUAAUUCAUCAAGACAGAACGUCCUCUAAGCUCUGACGUCAUUGUGUCUAAUUUGUGUUAUGUACUUUUGAUGUUGGCUAAGUUAGGUACCAAACAGAAGAAAAACAAAUGAAACUUU